AUGUCUUCUAAAUAUUUCCCUCCAACAGGUGGUGUUCUCCGACCAGGAGAAACAGUCGGUACUGGCCGUGAGGUCCGCCCAGCCGAUGACAAAUCACCAUUUGCUCAUGAGCCUAAGGGACUCGGAACGCUACGCGAUGUCAGGGAGGAGCGUUUUUACUUGGGUGGGGUGCUGACAUUGGGGGAAGAGCAGCCAAGGUCUUUCGUUUAUGACCCAUAUCCAGAUUACAACGGACCAGAAUGGCGCAACGAGUUUAUGGGCAACUUUCAAUCUUGCCAAGGACCUAGAGGAAACAUCCUCGACCGUAGAAGCCCCAAAGACAUGGUUUCCGUCUAUCCUGGUGUGCCAAAAGAAUUUCCCCCCUCAUUGGUCGGCUCAUACGCAGCUACUGACCUUGAUGGGUAUGUUUGCGUUGACCGGCAUUCUCGGUUGGGUGCGUACGGAUACGGUGACCAGUAUCACAUAGCAUCCCAGUCUCGGAUCGCAGGGACUGUACAAUGGGAUAGGGUGAAUUGGGGCGAUCUCCAGACACAAUGCGUUCAGAAAAAUAAAGAGAGAUUCGAGGUAUCCCAAACCAAUCAAGCCCAUGUCUUGCACGCUUUGCCGCAAAAGCCCCCAGCUUCGGCGAGUGCUUCUCAAGAGAAGCCUCCUUCAUCGAAUCCGCUCGGUCAGCAAGUUAAAAAGAGGUCUGCGAUUAUUCUGCGAGCUUGGCAUGAUAUGGAUUGGAAUGAGAAUAUGAAGCAGCAUGUUCGAUCCCUUAUCAUGGAGCUGUCUCUUCAUUCCGGCGGAGAGUACGAGGUCUUCAUCUUGUCCCAUUUGAAAGCAAAGUUCAUCCCUCCUGAGUUCCAUGACAUUACCGUGCUUUUUAAUGAUCAGACGCUUGAGUCGUGGUACCCGAAUAUCGAAGAGCAUAGUCCAAUGUUUCAAUACUGGCAACCUGUACAGGCAUUUGCACAGUCUCAUGCUGACUUUGACUACUACUGGCAAAUUGAAAUGGAUUCGAGAUUCACUGGCCAUUCUUAUCAUUAUCUUGAAAAGGCUGUGAAGUUCGCCAAAGAACAACCCCGCAAAUACCUUUGGGAACGUAAUGCAUAUUUCUACAUUCCAGGUUCCCAUGGGACGUGGGAGCAAUUUGCGGACAUGGUGGCCUCUUCAAUGAGAGGCUACGAGAGUGUCUGGGGGCCAGUCGUUGGCACCGAAGGUGCACCAGCAAAUCCCCUCGGACCCCGACCGCCCGUGAACUCCCCCGACGACGAUGAUUUUGAAUGGGGAAUUGGCGAAGAAGCAGAUUUCAUUUCGUUCUUGCCAAUAUUUGACCCUAUAAAUACCGAAUGGCCCUUCUCCGACAAAAUAUGGGGGCUGCCCGAGAAUAUUCCUCGCAGAGCGUCGCCAGUUGCGAUGGGUCGUGUUUCUAAAGUGAUACUUCAGGGACUGCACGACAUGCAAGUUGAGAAAAAAAUCCGGGCUGGUAUCUGA
Molecule: messenger RNA, 1476 nt
Organism: Penicillium chermesinum
Lineage: Eukaryota; Fungi; Ascomycota; Eurotiomycetes; Eurotiales; Aspergillaceae
Exons: 6
Coding region: 1-1476 (491 amino acids)
Source: RefSeq, a predicted model, not a curated record